AUGACCGACUACGAGCGUAUUAAGGCAAGUUGCCUACAACGGCGUGAACUGUGGGAAGAUCCAGACUUUCCGGCCGUUCAGCCUUCUGUGUUCUACCAUCAAGUCCCGCCUUUCACCUUUGAAUGGAAACGAGCAAAAGAACUGUACACAAACCCUAAGUUUAUACUUGACAGCAGCGAUACUUUCGACGUAGUAACCGGCAGACUUGGAGACAAAUGGCUGUUAUCGUGCGUUGGAGUCUUAUAUCUAUGCAAAGGUCUUUUCUAUAGAGUUGUACCCGCGGACCAAAGAAUAGACUCUAAUUAUGCAGGCGUUUUCAGAUUUCGACUAUGGUGGUGUGGACAGUGGGUGGAAGUUUUGGUAGAUGACAGGCUUCCGACAGUACAUGGAAAACUGGCGUUCAUGCAUUGUAGUCAUUCAGAACAGCUCUGGCCAGCUUUAUUGGAAAAAGCUUAUGCGAAAAUGCAUGGUUCUUACGAAGCACUUAAAUACGGCAAUCUCCUGGACUGCCUGGCAGAUCUCACGGGAGGUAUAACAGAGUCGCUGAACGUUGCAGAUCUUAAGGACGCCGCCGCCCUUCACAACUUAAUGAAAACAACGAGUGUUGUUACAGCGUAUAGAUUACCAAAUGCAGUAUCUCAUUCCGUUAAAAGUAUAGAAUCGGGUAUGAAUUACAGACUUUAUAACGUGGAAAGGAUAGAAACAAUAGAUGGACCAGUAUAUCUAGUGAGAUUAGCUAGACCAUUAGCGCCGGGAGACACGCAUAUCACACAUUUUAUUUUAGACCAUGCAAGUUGGAGUUCCAUAUCAGUCCACGAACGUGAACGUCUAACAUCGACAACAAAAGGUUUCUGGAUGUUGUACAAUGACUUCACAUCAAUGUUUUCACGAGUAGAAAUGGUACAUUUAGACGCAGAAACGAGUAAAGCUGAAACUUCGCUAACUGACAAACAGAAGUGGCAAGUAAAGAGUCAUCAAGGGCGGUGGAAGAAAGGCGUUACGGCUGGUGGUUGUAGAAAUCACGUUAAUUUCUUCCACAUGAAUCCACAAAUACAAAUCUUAUUAAACGAACCAGACACUGUGAUCAUAUCACUAAACCAACACAGUAUCAUGGAACCCAAAGUUAUAGGAUUCAGUAUUUAUAAGAUUCCAAAAACAUUGACUGAAACGGCGUCACCCUUAUUUUUCAAGAAAACCAAGAGCUCCAUCAAUUCACAGUACACGAACAGCAGGCAAGUCAGUGAAAGAUGUAGCCUCGACGCGGGCGCCUAUUUAGUGAUACCGACAACAUUUGAACCAAGACAGGAAGCAAACUUUUCAUUAAGAGUCUAUUCCAUAAAACAACUUAAAAUGAGAGUAUUAGAUUGCACACCGCAAAUGUUGAAAGCAGCAGUGCUUAAGGCGCCUCCUGGUGUUGAAUCAACUAGCUUUGCUCAGUAUGAAUCGCAAUUCCUUCAGCUAGCAGACGAACAUAAAACCAUAAACGCUUUCGAAUUGCAAGAACUCCUCGAAAGAUGUUUACCCAAUGACUACAUCAAAAGCUGUGCGACAAUAGAGACGUGCAGGCAAAUCGUAUUGUCGAUGGAAAAAGAUGGUUCCGGCCGUAUAACUCUCUCCGACUUCAAGGACCUUAUUUGUAGUCUAAAGCAUUGGCAAGUUGUUUUCCGAGCACACGCACCAGAAAAAAUGAGUGUUCUUAAAAUUGAAAAAUUUCGUGAUGCUCUGCGUGACGUUGGUUUUGUUAUACCAGAGCGAGCGUUGUCUCUACUGGUUCUAAAGUAUAUGAGAAAAGACGGCAUGUUGCGAUUUGGUGAUUUCGUCUCGGCAGUUGUACUCCUUCAUAGAGCUUUUCUGGCUGAGGUCGGCUUUGACAUGCUGAUGUUAGGAUAAUAGUACCUAUUUAUGUAUAAAAUGAAUGCAUUUAAUGUGUCACAGAACUUAACUAUAAAUUGUUUAAGAAAUGUUUGUACUAAUUUAAACUUUAAUUAAUGCUGUAAAAAUAUCAGAUUUAGAAAAAAUAUUUCUUGUAACUUUUUUUUUGGACCUUACUAAAAAAAAUCUAUUUGUGUUAUAUACUUUAGGACAAGAUUACAUAAACCUUUUAUGAACUAAUUGUAAAGCUUUGAUCUCUAUAAAAUGAAUCAUUACUUAGAUAGUAGGUACAACAUUAUAGAUGGAAAUAAUUUUUUUUUUCAAAAUUGUACAUAUUUGUACUGUUAUUUUUUUUAAUUCCACCGAUUCAUCAUCAUAAAGUCAUGAUUUUUUUAUAUGAAAAUGUUUGUUAGAGGUUUAAACCAUUAACUUAAAAUCUUAGGUAACUAAUUGUUUUCACUUAGGAAUCUGUAAAUAGUAUCUGUAUUUUAUAGAUUGGUAUAAGUUCUGUAGUGUACUGCAUACUAAAAAUAAGUUAUAAACAUAUCGUAAAGCUUUUAGAAUAUUAUACGUAUGAGAGAUUGUACUUUUAAUAUCAAAAUAAAAUAUACCAUACUUGUG
Messenger RNA from Melitaea cinxia (Glanville fritillary), 2493 nucleotides. RefSeq names its product calpain-C (gene CalpC). Gene Ontology annotation, molecular function: calcium ion binding; calcium-dependent cysteine-type endopeptidase activity. Gene Ontology annotation, biological process: proteolysis. NCBI's taxonomy places the organism in Eukaryota, Metazoa, Arthropoda, Insecta, Lepidoptera, Nymphalidae. The transcript is spliced from 12 exons. The coding region runs from base 1 to 1890 and encodes 629 amino acids. The record is from RefSeq and is a predicted model, not a curated record. Gene Ontology annotation, cellular component: cytoplasm.